Molecule: messenger RNA, 2214 nt
Organism: Symphalangus syndactylus (siamang)
Lineage: Eukaryota; Metazoa; Chordata; Mammalia; Primates; Hylobatidae
Gene: IGFALS
Product: insulin like growth factor binding protein acid labile subunit
Molecular function (GO): protein binding
Source: RefSeq, a predicted model, not a curated record
CAGGUGACAGGCGCGGGCUGCCCCGCAGUGGGGAAAUCCAGAGGGCAGGGGUGGCCGGCGCAGCAGACGUACCCUCCCUUGCUGCCUGCCUGCGGCCUGCCCUGCACGCGGGAUGGCCCUGAGGAAAGCGGGUGACCUCGAGCCUCAGUUCACACCUGAGCGCCGCUUCCGGCGCUGGUAUCAGGCUCACUCAGGCAGAGCCCUCCUCGGGCCGCCUCCCCAAGCCUUUCCCCCCGCAGGAGGCCUGGCCCUGGCGCUGCUGCUGCUGUCCUGGGUGGCACUGGGCCCCCGCAGCCUGGAGGGAGCAGAGCCUGGAACGCCGGGGGAAGCCGAGGGCCCAGCGUGCCCGGCCGCCUGUGUCUGCAGCUACGAUGACGACGCGGAUGAGCUCAGCGUCUUCUGCAGCUCCAGGAACCUCACGCGCCUGCCUGACGGAAUCCCGGGCGGCACCCAAGCCCUGUGGCUGGACGGCAACCACCUCUGGUCCAUCCCCCCGGCAGCCUUCCAGAACCUCUCCAGCCUGGGCUUCCUCAACCUGCAGGGCGGCCAGCUGGGCAGCCUGGAGCCGCAGGCGCUGCUGGGCCUAGAGAACCUGUGCCACCUGCACCUGGAGCGGAACCAGCUGCGCAGCCUGGCAGUCGGCACGUUUGCACACACGCCCGCGCUGGCCUCGCUCGGCCUCAGCAACAACCGCCUGGGCAGGCUGGAGGACGGGCUCUUCGAUGGCCUCGGCAGCCUCUGGGACCUCAACCUUGGCUGGAAUAGCCUGGCGGUGCUCCCCGAUGCGGCGUUCCGCGGCCUGGGCAGCCUGCGCGAGCUGGUGCUGGCGGGCAACAGGCUGGCCUACCUGCAGCCUGCGCUCUUCAGCGGCCUGGCCGAGCUCCGGGAGCUGGACCUGAGCAGGAACGCGCUGCGGGCCGUCAAGGCAAACGUGUUCGCGCAGCUGCCUCGGCUCCAGAAACUCUACCUGGACCGCAACCUCAUCGCUGCCGUGGCCCCGGGCGCCUUCCUGGGCCUGAAGGCGCUGCGAUGGCUGGACCUGUCUCACAACCGCGUGGCUGGCCUCCUGGAGGACACGUUCCCCGGUCUGCUGGGCCUGCGUGUGCUGCGGCUGUCCCACAAUGCCAUCGCCAGCCUGCGGCCCCGCACCUUCAAGGACCUGCACUUCCUGGAGGAGCUGCAGCUGGGCCACAACCGCAUCCGGCAGCUGGCUGAGCGCAGCUUUGAGGGCCUGGGGCAGCUGGAGGUGCUCACGCUGGACCACAACCAGCUCCAGGAGGUCAAGGCGGGCGCCUUCCUCGGCCUCACCAACGUGGCGGUCAUGAACCUCUCUGGGAACUGUCUCCGGAACCUUCCGGAGCAGGUGUUCCGGGGCCUGGGCAAGCUGCACAGCCUGCACCUGGAGGGCAGCUGCCUGGGCCGCAUCCGCCCGCACACCUUUGCCGGCCUCUCUGGGCUUCGCCGGCUCUUCCUCAAGGACAACGGCCUUGUAGGCAUUGAGGAGCAGAGCCUAUGGGGGCUGGCGGAGCUGCUGGAGCUCGACCUGACCUCCAACCAGCUCACGCACCUGCCCCACCGCCUCUUCCAGGGCCUGGGUAAGCUGGAGUACCUGCUGCUCUCCCGCAACCGCCUGGCAGAGCUGCCGGCGGAUUCCCUGGGCCCCCUGCAGCGGGCCGUGUGGCUGGACGUCUCGCACAACCGCCUGGAGGCAUUGCCCAACAGCCUCUUGGCGCCACUGGGGCGGCUGCGCUACCUCAGUCUCAGGAACAACUCGCUGCGGACCUUCACGCCGCAGCCCCCGGGCCUGGAGCGCCUGUGGCUAGAGGGCAACCCCUGGGACUGCAGCUGCCCCCUCAAGGCGCUGCGGGAUUUUGCCCUGCAGAACCCCAGUGCCGUGCCCCGCUUUGUCCAGGCCAUCUGUGAGGGGGACGACUGCCAGCCCCCCGUGUAUACCUACAACAACAUCACCUGUGCCAGCCCGCCCGAGGUUGCGGGGCUCGACCUGCGGGACCUCAGCGAGGCCCACUUCGCUCCCUGCUGACCAGGUCCCCGGACUCAGGCCCCCGCCUGGCUCACCUUGUGCUGGGGACAGGUCCUCAGUGUCCUCAGGGGCCUGUGCUGUGCACUUGCUGAAAGACGCAAGGGCCUAACUGGGGUGGAAGGCAUGGCGGCCCCCCCAGCUGUCAUCAAUUAAAGGCAAAGGCAAUUGAAUCU